This is a messenger RNA of Microdochium trichocladiopsis, 2270 nucleotides long. Its product is annotated as Cupredoxin. Gene Ontology annotation, molecular function: copper ion binding; ferroxidase activity. The transcript is spliced from 4 exons. Gene Ontology annotation, biological process: reductive iron assimilation; cellular response to iron ion starvation. NCBI's taxonomy places the organism in Eukaryota, Fungi, Ascomycota, Sordariomycetes, Xylariales, Microdochiaceae. The record is from RefSeq and is a predicted model, not a curated record. Bases 136 to 1785 code for a protein of 549 amino acids. Gene Ontology annotation, cellular component: high-affinity iron permease complex.
UCCUCGAGCACGAGGCACGACAGCUGCCAUUCUCGGGUCUACAUGACUCCCGUGCUGGCCUAGUGAGUGAGUGCGUGACGUCCUCUGACCUCUGAGAGCGACAGAGACACCGUCCAGACACCAUUAGCACCAAUCAUGGCGCGACGACAACCACGCCGGCAGUGGCCGUCGCCGGUGCUGCUGCUCGCGGCCGUGCUCGCCGUAUUUGCCCGGACCGCGGCGGCCGCCGUCAUCGAGCACAACUUCAACAUCACCUGGGUAUGGGCGGAUCCGGACGGGCAGCGCGCCCGGCCCGUCAUCGGCGUCAACGGCGUGUUCCCGCCGCCGGCCCUCGCCGCCACGGUCGGGGACACGGUUGUCAUCAACACGUGGAACUCGCUGGGCAACCAGUCGACGUCGCUGCACUUCCACGGCAUCUACAUGAACACGACGUCGCACAUGGACGGCACGGCCGGGGUCAGCCAGUGCUCGAUCCGGCCCGGCGAGUCCUUUACGUACCGCUUCCGCGUGGACCAGCCGGGCACGUACUGGUACCACUCGCACACGACGUCGCAGUACCCGGACGGGCUGCGGGGCAUGCUCGUCAUCGCGGACACGGACUCGCCCUACGUGGGCCAGUACAGCGACGAGAUUGUGCUGUCGCUGUCGGACUGGUACCACGACCAGAUGGUGACGCUGCUGGACGACUACGACACCAACGGCGGCGACCCGGAGCCCGACUCGAUCAUGAUCAACGACACGACCAACGUCACCGUCGCCGUCAAGCCGGGCACGACGUACCUCGUGCGCGUGGCCAACAUUGCCGCGUACGUCGGCAUCUACUUCUGGAUCGAGGGCCACGUGAUGCGCAUCGUCGAGGCUGACGGCGUGUGGACGCAGCCGGCAGAGGCGACCCUGAUCUACCUCGCCGCGGGCCAGCGGCACUCGUUCCUGCUGACCACGCGGCCGGAUGCGCAGGCCAACUUUGCCAUGGUUGCACGCAUGGACCCGGAACUGCAAUACCUGGACGAAUCGGAGAGGGCGGUUGGCUGGCUCACCUACGACGACCAGAAACCCUUUCCCGACGCCAAAGUCGUGGAAGACUUCUCUGGGGCAUUUGACGACAUGGCUCUCGUCCCGUAUGACCAGCAGCCGGUCCUGGGCCCGGAGGUCGGGCAGAGCAUCACCCUUGCUAUCGGCAUGGGGAUGGCCAUGGACGGCGGUCACCACUGGCGCUUCAACAGCUCGACCUAUCAGACGCCCUCUCUCCCCACGCUCUUCAGCGCGCUCGACGAGGCCGCCAACGUGACCGACCCGGACCUGUACGGCAAGAACUCGCAGCCUAUAGUCCUUGCGCACAACCAGGUCACCGAGCUCGUCAUCAUCAACAAGCAUCCGAUGGACCACCCGGUGCACCUGCACGGGCACUCGUUCCAGAUCCUCCAGCGCACCGCGGCGUCGUCCCGGCAGGACGUCUGGGCCGUAGUAGACCCCAACGCGACUCCCGUGAGGCGGGACACGGUGCUCGUGCGCAGCGGCGGCGCCGCGCGCAUCCGCUUCGUCUCGGACAACCCGGGCGUGUGGCUGCUUCACUGCCACAUGGAGUGGCACUCGCACUCGGGGCUCGUGGCGACCAUCAUCGAGGCGCCCGAGGAGAUCCAGCGGCAAGGCCUGAUCAAGGCGCUGCCCGUGGGCACGGACUCGAAGAGAGUGUGUGAGAUGCAGGAUGUGCGCCCGGCCAUGGAGUGGCAUGAGAUUGUGGAACUGGGGAGCGGGGUCAAGAUCAGGUUCACUCGGAAACAGUAGCGCAUCCGUGGCCUCUGGAGCAGCAGGCCUGGCGCUCAUAGCCGUCGCGGCUGCAGCCUCGACAUGGUACGUGCGGCGCAGAAGGGCGCGCGCUCGUGGAGAGGGCUCGGCGGCUGGGGCAGAGAAGCACGAAUAUGAGCUCGUCAAGCACGGCGAGGAGGAGGACGAUGAGGAUGACGAUGACGAGGUAGACGCUAUGGGGAGAAGAAAGUGAUGCAUGAUCAGUGUAUAGAAAGCGUUUGUUAUUGUGUCUUUUGUACUAGAACGUGCUGUUGACUUUGAAGAUAAAGAAAUGCACGACCUUCAUGCGCAAAGUGUCACCUCUCGUUGUGGUGAAUCUGCAGCAGAAGGACAAACAAGCUGUCACCAGAUCAAGGAGAGUCAACUCCACCAUGGUCAAGACAGCCCGCAGACACGCCAGACGUAACAGCCGUUCAGGCAUUGUUUUGUUCUACAAGUAUGAUACAAUAAGAUUAAUGAGUGGU